UUAUGGAGCCAGACUUUCUAUACAUGGAAUAGAAAUGAAAAUGAACAUCAAUUCAAGGUUAUAAGAUUUUUAGAGGAUUACAAAGCUCUCAAGCCAAGCAGAUAUUCUUAUGCAGAUAUUAAGAGGAUUACAAAUGAAUUCAAGGAAAAGCUGGGUGAAGGAGCCUAUGGAACUGUUUUUAAAGGAAGUCUCUCUUCUGAAUUCUUUGUUGCUGUCAAAGUCCUAAAUAAUUCUAAGGGAAAUGGGGAAGAGUUUUUCAAUGAAGUGGGAGCAAUGGGUCAUAUCCACCAUGUCAACGUGGUUCGAAUGGUUGGCUUUUGUGCUGAUGGAUACAGAAGAACUCUUGUUUAUGAGUACUUCCCCAAUGGUUCAUUACAAGAUUUCAUUUCCUCAGCAGACAAUAAGAAUGGUUUCCUUGGUUGGGAUAAGUUGAAAGAUAUUUCUCUAGGAAUAGCCAAAGGAAUUGAAUAUCUCCACCAAGGAUGUGAUCAACGAAUCCUCCAUUUUGAUAUCAAACCUCAUAAUGUUUUCCUAGACCACAACUUCACUCCAAAAAUUUCUGAUUUUGGUUUGGCCAAGUUAUGUUCCAAGGAUCAAAGUAUUGUGUCAAUGACUACGGCUAGGGGCACCAUGGGCUACAUUGCACCUGAAGUUUUCUCCAGAAAUUUUGGAAAUGUGUCUUACAAGUCUGAUGUCUAUAGCUUCGGAAUGUUGUUGCUGGAGAUCGUUGGAGGUAGGAAGAAUAUUGGUCCCACCAUUAAUGAUGCUAGUGACAUUUACUAUCCAGAGUGGAUCUAUAAUCUCCUAGAAGGAGGACAAGACUUGCGUAUGGAUAUUGGCGAAGAAGGAUCAGAUUCUACAAUUGCAAAAGAAUUGGCGAUUGUGGGACUUUGGUGCAUACAAUGGCACCCGGUGGAUCGUCCAUCCAUGAAAGUAGUGGUUCAUAUGUUGGAAGGAAGAGAAAACUUAAGUAUGCCGCCUAAUCCUUUUGGCUCUACAGGUCCUACUAGAACAAAUGCAAUUCUCCCAGCUUUACGACGCUUGAACCUUGAGUUAGAAGCAAUUGCUGAAUUAGAGUAAAACUUGUACAACUAUUUGUAACUUUGUAUGCAUUGAAACUUUGAAAGUCAAUCAUUUACGAGUUCGGCUUUAAACUAAGGAACUUUUACU
Messenger RNA from Rosa rugosa (rugosa rose), 1170 nucleotides. Its product is annotated as rust resistance kinase Lr10-like. Gene Ontology annotation, molecular function: protein kinase activity; ATP binding. The transcript has a single exon. The record is from RefSeq and is a predicted model, not a curated record. Lineage: Eukaryota; Viridiplantae; Streptophyta; Magnoliopsida; Rosales; Rosaceae. The annotation marks the transcript as partial. Gene Ontology annotation, biological process: protein phosphorylation.